AUGUCCAAUCUUACGAAACUAGAGUUCAUUGACAUUCAUAGUUCGGGCAAGAACUACCUUUCAUGGGUGUUCGAUGCUGAAAUCUACCUUGAUGCAAUGGGUCUUGGAGACACCAUAAAAGAAGAAAAUAAAACAUCAAAGCAAAACUGUGCACGGGCAAUGAUAUUCUUGCAUCAUCAUCUUGACAAGAUACUAAAAAUUGAAUAUCUCACAGUUACGGAUCCACUUGUUUUGUGGAAAAGACUAAAUGAAAGAUAUGACCACUUGAAGAUGGUCAUACAUCCAAAGGCACAGUAUGAUUGGAUGCAUCUAAGACUACAAGACUUUAAGUCUAUACAUGAGUAUAAUUUUUUCAUGUUCAGAAUCACUUCUCAGUUGAAAUUAUGUGGAGAAACGGUUAGUGAUAUUGAUAUGAUGGAAAAGACGUUCUCCACUUUUCAUGUCUUGAAUGUGCUCAUGCAGCAACAAUAUCGAGAGAAAGGUUUCAAAAAGUAUUCUGAACUAAUUUCUGAUUUUCUUGUGGAUGAGCAAGACAAUGAUUUAAUAAUGAAAAAUCAUGAGAAUCGGCCUACUGGAUCUGAACUACUUCCUGAGGUGAAUGAGGCGUACGCCCAUCAUGCUAGGCGUGGAAAAGGUCACGGCCCAAGUGGUGGUCGUGGAUGUGGACGUGGACGUUGUCGUGAUUAUGGUCAAGAACGUAAUUCUUUUCCUGGUGUUAAUCAUUCAAUAAAUAAGAAUCACAAUCAAAAGGAAAAAAAGGAUGAGAAACGUAAAGCAACUAUGACAGGUUGUUUUCGAUGUGGUGUAAGAGGUCAUUAUGCAUGGAUUAUCGUACUCCCAAACACUUGGUUGAGCUUUAUCAAGAAUCGCUAA
Solanum tuberosum (potato) is the source of this 873-nucleotide messenger RNA. RefSeq lists its product as uncharacterized. The transcript has a single exon. The record is from RefSeq and is a predicted model, not a curated record. Lineage: Eukaryota; Viridiplantae; Streptophyta; Magnoliopsida; Solanales; Solanaceae. The coding region runs from base 1 to 873 and encodes 290 amino acids.